Gasterosteus aculeatus aculeatus (three-spined stickleback) is the source of this 3649-nucleotide messenger RNA. Its product is annotated as SPRY domain-containing SOCS box protein 4. Gene Ontology annotation, cellular component: SCF ubiquitin ligase complex. The record is from RefSeq and is a predicted model, not a curated record. Lineage: Eukaryota; Metazoa; Chordata; Actinopteri; Perciformes; Gasterosteidae. Gene Ontology annotation, molecular function: protein binding. Gene Ontology annotation, biological process: proteasome-mediated ubiquitin-dependent protein catabolic process.
CCAAUGAGCGCUCGAUCAGCUGAGUAAACGGACACUGGACAUCCGACCGCCUGGAAGUAUCGAGUUCACCGCCACAAAGAAAAAGCGGCACAGCAGGAACAUCAGCAGCCCCGUUGUGUUGAGGUCGCCGUUGUUGUUGUUGUUGUCGUCGUUGUUGUCAUCGUCGCCGUCGGAUGAAGGGAGAGGUCCUGGUUCCUCUUGGCUCGCGCAUAAAUCCUCAGGGGGGAAAGUGUCGUUUGGAGAGGAGUCCGGAGACGCAGCCGCUCCGUCGCUCUGAGGACGUUCGUUGCAUGAAACCAGGUCGCUGAUAGAUCCAUUCAUCAACUCCUCCUCCUCCAUCUCCCGCAGAACUCUCCAGUCAGGAACUCUCACUUCAGCUCCACCGCAUUUAUGAGGUAACGUCGAGCCCUACGCUGCGCGGCGCCCACCUGCACCAACACCUGCCCGCCCCCCCUUCCGCCCCCCCUCCCUUCCGUCGACCCUUCCAUCGCAGCCAUGGGGCAGAAGAUCUCCGGCGGCAUCAAGUCGGUGGACGACCGCGGGGAAAGCGGCGGCUCGCCGUCCUACCGGCCUCUGGCUCAACGCCGGCAGCACCCGGAACUGAGGGGCCCUGAUUUCGUCAAACCCCCCCGGUUGGACCUGCUGCUGGACAUGCCGUGUGCCGGACCGGAGGCCCAGCUGCGCCACGCGUGGAACCCCGACGACCGGUCGCUCAACAUCUUCAUAAAAGACGACGACAAGCUGACGUUUCACCGCCACCCGGUUGCCCAGAGCACAGACUGCAUCCGGGGGCGGGUCGGAUACACCAGGGGCCUCCACGUGUGGAGGAUCCACUGGCCCUCCAGGCAGCGCGGCACGCACGCCGUCGUCGGGGUGGCCACCUCGCAGGCCGCUUUGCAUUCUGUGGGCUACACGGCGCUGGUGGGGUCGGACUGUGAAUCCUGGGGCUGGGAUCUGGGACGCUACCGGCUCUACCACAACAGUAAGAACCGGGCCCACAGUUCGCUGCCGUCCUACCCGUGUUUCCUGGAGCCGCAGGAGUCGCUGGUCCUGCCGGACUCCCUGCUAGUGGUUCUGGACAUGGACGAGGGGACGCUGAGCUUCAUGGUGAACGAGCGGUAUCUAGGAGUGGCUUUCAGAGGACUGAAGGGCAAGAAGCUGCAUCCGGUGGUCAGCGCCGUGUGGGGGCACUGUGAGGUCGCCAUGGAAUACGUCAACGGCUUGGAUCCUGAGCCUCUCCCGCUGAUGGAUCUGUGUCGGCGUGCAGCCCGUCUGGCUUUGGGUCGGGAGCGGCUUAAGGAGAUUCGGGGCCUCCCUCUGCCCCAGUCCCUGAAAGAUUACCUCCAAUACAAGUGACUGACAGCAGCAGAGAGGACACAAACCAGCCACCGGAACGUCUGAAUGAAUGAUGGACGAAUUCGCUGUAUAAAUGUAAGGAGGCGGCACAGCUCUGCGAAAGAUGGAUUUAUACAAAAAAGGAAGAAGAAUGAAGAACUGACAAAGGAGGUCCAGGCUUUUCAAACAAAGACAGCACCAGAUUAUUUUGGAUUUCGCGGCUGCUUUAUCAUUUGUUUUAUUUUUUUUUACUUGAAAUAAAUUAUUGACGAUGGAAUCCCAUCAGUGUCUCGCUCAUCCAGGAGGAAAAACCCGAAGUGGCGUCAGAGUCCGAGUGACCGGCGCCACCUAGUGAUGAGAAUGAAGACUGCGCUGAGGAAGCACACUAAUCCUUUUCCCCCCCGGAGGCCUUUCUGACACACAUUCAGCGACCGUAUCAUUGCCAUUGGGCGCCAUAGCCUGUAUUCAUGGCACAGGUGAGAGCCUGCAGAGCCCAGACGAAUGAAAGAGGAUUUAGCACUAACUGAUUGACUCUGGGCCCGACCAUAAGCUUACAUCUCAUACAGAGUAUAUCUAAAUCGUGGCUGCAAGGUGUGUGCAAAGUUUAGUAAAAAGAAUUAAGCAUGAUGAACGCAUCUCCUGGCUUUAUGCAAACAUUUGAUGGGAGUGAAGCCCUUUUCAGACAUGGAAUAGUUAAGUUAAAGUCAUGGCUUUGAAGACUAUGACGGUUGUGAAGUCUUUAAUGGGAAUAUUCAGAAUGGGAAUAUUUAGCACCUGGUGCAUGAGAAGGCGUAGUGGAAUUUAAAAAUAGUGAAAUGAAGGAAUUCUAUUGCAUUUGUGAUGGAUUUUAAGUCUCAAAUAAUGACCAUUGUCCCUGUGAGAGAAGCUCACCACCAGCUCCCACUGAUCAAGUUCAUCAUUUAUUUUGUUUACUUUGUAACAUUUCCUCAUAUUUAUUGCCUUAUAUACCAUAAUGCCCAACUACAAAAUUAACCGUCCCUUUGUAUGCUGUAUGUAAAGAGCUUCUAUAUACAGAAUUUGUAUUUUCAUCCCUGCAGUUAACCUAUAUAUAAAUAAUAUAAAAUGAAGGAUGUCUGAUGAUUAUUUUUAAUAAUCAUCAGAAAUAGAAAUCCCUUUUAUGAUCUGACAUCUUGGUAUUUGAGCAGAUUUGAUUGAAAAUAACCCAAACAACCCUCCAACUACAACCCAAUUUCAAUUUAACUAUUGGCUGAACUGCUGCAUGUUGGAUAAUACGUGAAUGGCAUUUUUUAAAUGAGCAUUUAAGUUGGGAACAAUACAUGCACCUAAUGCUUGUGUCUGCAUAAAGUGGUCUGCUGUUGCCUUUAUGACAAUACAGAACAGUAUCCCAUUAAAACCUGCAGGGGAAAGGAAAUGUCAGUAGGACCACUGUAUUAAGAUGGCAGAAGCUACGUGUCUGAAAGGGGCUUUAAUACAACCGUAAACCGGAGAGAACUGCUUGGUGUUUAAAGUGUUGAGUAGCACUGAGAACCAUUUACUCACAGGACACUAAAUCAUAUAUUACGAUGUCAAUCACAACCAAAGUAUUUCAUACUAUAUGAGCCUUGGAGUGUGUGAAGGCGUCAGGAGGAGCUGCAGGUCGUGGCCCAUCGCAGAGUCACUCGUGCUUUCAUGCUGUCGCCCGUAAGAGGAGCCUCGCCUGCUGUUUGUAGCAGCCUGCUGUAGCUCACCGGUGCCCACAACUGUCCGCGCAACUGUCUUAAUGACCGUCAACAAACAAACAGGACCGCAGCAGAUCUUGUCUCACUGGAUGUUUGGUUGGAAAGACGUUGGAGCAGGAGGAAGGAACGUUACUACUAGAGCAGAAUAGGAUGCAGUUGACCAAUGCACACGCACACACGCACACACACACCAGACCAAUUGUGUUUUCUUUCCUAAAAAAAAGUCACUUUUUUUAACGUCUUGAGUUUAUAUUCAACAUUAUUAUUAAUAUUAUUGUGAGUGUGGAGUUUGAUUCUGUUGAUGGCGGAAUGAUGAUGAUUAUUAUUUAUCACGAGAUAUCUAUGUUUGUCUGAUGAUUGAUGGUUACAUUCAGGUAAAUUUAAUACAAAUAUGCUGGUGAUGAAAGGAGGGAGAAAUCAAAAAGUUGUUUCUUUAAUGCUGCUUAUGUUAUUAUUAUUACUAUUUGUGAGGAUGGGGGUCUGAACUCUUGCUUUUAUCAGGUAGGAUGGCGAGAAAAGGAUCAUUCAGAAAAGUAGUGGAAUGUAUGAACGGACGGUGCAGUUGAGACGUCAACAGAUAUCAAAUGUGAAUAAAAGCCAAGUGAAUUUGAAAA